Theileria parva strain Muguga is the source of this 903-nucleotide messenger RNA. RefSeq lists its product as uncharacterized. Lineage: Eukaryota; Apicomplexa; Aconoidasida; Piroplasmida; Theileriidae. The transcript has 8 exons. Bases 65 to 862 code for a protein of 265 amino acids. The record is from RefSeq and is a predicted model, not a curated record.
CAACAAUUAUUUCAUUUGUAGUGACCUGAUACAUAGGUACUUAAAAUAAGUAAAUUAUUAUGAAAUGCUGAGAGUUAAUCACUCAGUAGUAGAUCUUAUAAAGUUAUUAUAUGAUGAUUUCAAUGGAAGGCCACUCCAUUUGUGUACACAAUUUGGUCUCUAUUUCGAACUUGUUUAUUCUGAAGAUAAUUUGCUCCAAUUUGCAAAUUUAGUCUAUAAUGAAUUAUGUUUGUUAAAUGGGCUUGAAUUUGAAAAUUUAAGUUCUUUGGAGGAUUUAAAACAGUUUUCAUAUUCCAAAGGGUUAUUACCUGAAUCGAAACUGGAAAAUGAAGUUUUUUUAGAAGAGUCACUUGUUCUUCUGUGUUCCGCAAGAUUAAGAGUAAAAAAAAGGCUUUUCAAAAGUUUAAAUUUAUAUCAAAACCAACAGAAUGUUAUUGAUGAUUCUCUAUCAUCUAAAUUAAGGGAUUUAAAGAUUUCUAAUACCAAUUACACACCUGAACCAGAAAAAAGUGGUAAAAGACAGUUAAAGAAUGUGUUGGAUGAAUCCCAACUUGAAGAAUUAAGUAAAAUAUCUGAUGAAUUAUCUAAAGAUUAUUUUUUAAGAUGGAACUCAUAUUUGGACAGAUUCUACAAUUUACUUGACGUAUUCUUUAAAGUUAAAGGCUUCAAAGAUUCAAGAGAUUUUCAAGUGUUAAUGGAAACUUUAAAGGAAUGGAGAAAAACAACUGAAUUCCGACAACUAAACCUAUAUGAUAUCUGCACAUAUCACAAGGAUGAAACAAAUGUAGUUAAAAUAUCAAAUAAAACAGAUCAAUCAAAUAGAAUGUCAGAGUUAUAUGAUAAAAUCAAAUCAAAAAUUUAAAUUAUAUUUUUAAUAAAUUCCUAAUUCAUAUUUUACACUGA